This is a messenger RNA of Radiomyces spectabilis, 480 nucleotides long. Its product is annotated as At2g23090 like protein. NCBI's taxonomy places the organism in Eukaryota, Fungi, Mucoromycota, Mucoromycetes, Mucorales, Radiomycetaceae. The coding region runs from base 104 to 328 and encodes 74 amino acids. The transcript is spliced from 5 exons. The record is from RefSeq and is a predicted model, not a curated record.
AAAAAAAAAAAUAACAGAAAAAAAAAAAAAUAAAAAAAAAAAUUCGCUCAGAAAAAAAAUUCCCUCUACUUUUUUUUUGUCCUGGAAUCUAAUUGAAUUCGUCAUGGGAAACGGUGCCAAAGCUCAGCAAAAGCGUGAACGCAACGCAAAGAAUCAAAAGUCAGAUGCUAAAUCUCAACUGAAAGUGAAUGCUGCUGCCAAGAACAUCAUUUGCAUGCAGUGCCGUCAGACUUUCCUCUGCACCAGUCGUGAGAAGGCUUUGACUGAGCACGCUGAGAAUAAGCACAACAAGACCAUGAAGGAAUGUUUCCCAGAUUUCUCGGCUUAAUUGUCGUUGUCGUCAAAAAAGCAUAGACAAGUUCUUACUUGUUGUUUCAUUAUAGAGGAGUCGCUAAGGAAAUAGAGCAUCAUUUGCAUACGAGUUGGAGUUUCAUAAUAUAUCAUCUACUUUUUUAACCAACCUUUUUUUUUCCCUUUGUA